GCAGAAAGCACCCAUAGAGGAAUGAACAUGUUAAAAGCGGCUGAAGAAGCCGGCCUUAAGAAAGGAGAUAUUUUUACAGUUGCCGACUUGGACGAAAUUCCACGCCCAGAUGUUCUCCGGGUUUUGAGCUCGUGUGGUCCCUGGCCUGACAGUAGCAGCAGAGUUCAACUUGAUUUACAGAAUCAUCUAUAUGCAUUUUCAUUAACCUACCGAGAACGUAGCCGGGCCGCCAGCGUUAACCG
Perkinsus marinus ATCC 50983 is the source of this 242-nucleotide messenger RNA. RefSeq lists its product as hypothetical. The transcript has 2 exons. The annotation marks the transcript as partial. Gene Ontology annotation, cellular component: membrane. NCBI's taxonomy places the organism in Eukaryota, Perkinsozoa, Perkinsida, Perkinsidae. The record is from RefSeq and is a predicted model, not a curated record. Gene Ontology annotation, biological process: protein N-linked glycosylation. Gene Ontology annotation, molecular function: beta-1,4-mannosylglycoprotein 4-beta-N-acetylglucosaminyltransferase activity.